Messenger RNA from Panicum virgatum (switchgrass), 2040 nucleotides. Its product is annotated as STOREKEEPER protein-like. The coding region runs from base 128 to 1612 and encodes 494 amino acids. NCBI's taxonomy places the organism in Eukaryota, Viridiplantae, Streptophyta, Magnoliopsida, Poales, Poaceae. Gene Ontology annotation, cellular component: nucleus. The transcript has a single exon. Gene Ontology annotation, biological process: regulation of DNA-templated transcription. The record is from RefSeq and is a predicted model, not a curated record.
UGCCUUCCCCCUUCCCGAACGGAGCGGCACCGGCGCGGCGGCGCCUGCGCACGCCCAAGCGAAAGCGAGCAAAGCAAUCCCCCACAACGAUUCAAAACCCUAACCAACUUCCUCCCCCCUCGCCGGCAUGGCCCUGGAGAGCUCGGCCGCCGCCGCCGGGACGGGGUCAGGCUCCGACGGCGAGGCGGACGCCGACCGCUUUUACAGCCGCCGCCGUAGCAGGUCCCCGUCCCCGUCCCCGAUCCCCUCCCGCUCCCGAUCCCGCUCCAAGACCCCUCCCCCCAGCAUCGCCCCUGGAGCCGCCCCGCUCUCCUCCACCCCAACCUCCGCGGGGGCCGACGUCGCGGCCGCAUCCGACGCCGACGCGGGCGCCGGCGGCCGCGCCCCGUCGCCGAGGCGCGGAGACGGCAAGGGUCCCCCCAGCGACCACGUCGACUCCGAUGCGGACGCCGACGCCGGCACCGGCCGCCGCGUCCCUUCCCCGAGGCGCCGCGGCGAGCGCUCCCCAAGCUUCCGUUCCGGCUCGGACGCCGACGCCGCCCGUGGCGGCGGCCGCGUGCCGUCCCCGAGGCGCAACCGCGAGCGCAUCCCGCGCCUCCACUCCGACUCCGACUCUGACAACUCCGUCGCCACCGCCAACUUCACCGCCACCACCUCAGAAGAUGACGGCGGAGGUGCCGGCGCCGCGUCGCCGUCGCCUCGCCCCCGUCUAUCCUCCCCCAUCAAGGCCUCCAGCAUCAUGCCCAUCCGCGCGCGCCCGAUGGACGUGCCCUGCCGCGAUGCUGCGGCGUCCUCCGAUCUCCGCACCAAGCGCCGCCACAGCCCCAUUGAGCGUCGCACCCCGGAGUACCACAAGCGGCCGUCCCGGGUUUGGAGCCCUGAAGACGAGGUCACCAUACUGAAUGCCCUCAUUGAGUACCGCCUCAAGGAAGGCCGGCUCCCUGGGUCGAGUCAGGACACAAGCAAGCUGCACUCUCAGAUUUAUGGCCGGCUCACUGCUAAUGCGUCCACUACCCAGCUUAGCGACAAGGUCAGGCGCCUCAAGCAUAAGUACAGGUUGCAGGUCAAACGUGCAAAGAAUGGACGGGUCCCUGACUUGCCAACAGAGCAUGACCGCAGUGUCUAUGAACUUAGCAAGAAAGUUUGGAGAUUGAAGAGUCUAGAAGGGAGAUCUCUUGCGCACGAGGAGACUGGGGAUGCAGAGAGCAAUGAAGAGAAGGGGAUCAAGGAGAGUGACGAGGAUAUGGAUAAUGGGGGAGAACACGGUGAACGCACGAGCAAGAAGCCAAAGACAUCUAGAUUUCAGAAUGACAACGGUAAUGCAACUCUUACUGUGGGUAGGGCUAGCCAUGGCAGUGGGAGAGAUAGUGCUGAGAAGGGAAAGCAAAUGUACCCGUACCUGUGGGCGGCUGUCGAGGAGCUGUCAAAGGAGCACCCGAGUGGACCAAUAUUCAGGAAGGUGUUUGGUUUACUUGAAAAGUCAAAGGCAAGAGUGAUAGAGGAGAAGCUGCGGAAGUUCAGAAUGUCAGUGAUCAGGCUGCAGCUGAAUCGGAUGGACUUGACGAAGUUGUCAGUGGGGAUGGUGCUUGAUGCACUGGGAGGGGCAUACUGAAGGUUGGAAUUGACAUACUGCUGGAUUCUGGAAUCUGUGGUUCAGUGAGUAUGUUGCUCAAAAAGGGUAUCCCAAGUCUUCUGGGUGCCUCGAAGAGUCUUGUUCUGGUGUUAUGCACAUAUGGUUUGUUGUGUCAACUUUUGUGGUGAAGGAUAGUUUCCUUGAUCCAAACUAGACCUAGACCAUGGAGUUAUGACCACUGCUUGUUAUCCUCCCCGGAAAAUUAUGCUUUAUGCCCUUAGGUUCUAAUUUAUGCCUAUUUGUCAUGCCGUUGUUAUGUUUCUGUUUAAUGUUAAUUACUUUAUCUAUAUUCAUUUCAGUUUUUCCUUUCCAAAUGCAUCUGUAAGGCUUAGUGCUUGCUAGGUUCUUCCAGCCAAAGGAACUAAAAUCAGUGUGCCCUGAAAUGAUAUAUGUUCAAAGGGUCAAUA